Molecule: messenger RNA, 3909 nt
Organism: Sphaerodactylus townsendi
Lineage: Eukaryota; Metazoa; Chordata; Lepidosauria; Squamata; Sphaerodactylidae
Gene: RNF182
Product: ring finger protein 182
Exons: 3
Coding region: 287-1012 (241 amino acids)
Source: RefSeq, a predicted model, not a curated record
UACCCCUGGAAGAGUUGGAGCAAAGCAUAGUUCAGAGUCACUUCUGGGCAUCCAUUCGGUGGACAGACUAUAAUCCAUGGAAAAGAUGGUUCUCUCUCUGUGUGGCUUCUUCCUGAAACCAUGGGUGCUUUUGCUUAAAAAGAACAAAUCGGGACCGAAAACUGAGUUCUGAAAUAACACUGUGAGCAGACCAUGAACAGACCUCCGAAGCCAUCUGGCCAUACACAACUUGAAUGCUGGCAUUCUCACAGGGGAGCAGCAUGCCGCGUGGGCGCCUGAUUUAAAGAUGAAUUAUCCCCAGGCAGAUAGGGAAGAAAAAGCACUGAAUGAUGAGCUGGAAUGUAAAAUCUGUUAUCAGAAGUUUAAUGUUCACAGCAGGAAGCCCAAGAUUCUGGACUGCCUCCAUCGGGUGUGUGCUAAAUGCCUGACAAAAAUCCUCCACAUGGGAGAUGGCUCCCUAUGCAUCAGCUGCCCCUUCUGCCGCCAUGAGACUGAACUGCAGGAAGAGGAAGUGGAAGGCCUCCCCGACGACACAAACGUCAUGUCCAAACUUGUGGCCAAGGACAAAACGGCAUGGAGUUCGGACUGCAAAGAAGUGGUCUUGACGCCCAAAAACCUGGCUUCCUCAAGCCCUUCUAAUGGGUCCUCAAACUGCCUGGUGAUAACCAUUAUGGAAGUGCAGAGAGAUUCCAUGAGGACUCCCAGCCAAAACACUCUCUCGGAUUACUACACCGAUCACAGCCUUGAGUCGGCAUCUGUAAACUCUCACAGCCAUCUCGAUCAAGAUAUUUUCUCUAAACUCUGCAACCAUGUCCCCAGGAUACUGGUGUGGCUGCUGGGGGUUUUCUACUUCGGUUCUUUGCCACUUGGAAUAUAUUUAUUAGUGAUUCAGAAAGUGACCCUUGGGAUUGUCUGCGUCAGUCUUGUUCCAUCCAGUCUAACAGUGUGUCUUGUGUACGGCUUCUGUCAGUGCCUCUGCCAGGGAAUGUGUGAUUGCUCCUCUAGAAACUGACACUUUUUAAAUCAGAAUUUUGGAUACUGCUAACAACAGAUCUUCAAAAGUGUGGGCUAUUAAAAAGGUGUGAUUAAAAGAAACCCCUCUAUCUCACUAUAACAAGCAAACAACAAACUUUGUAAAAAAAAAAGAGAUCUAUCAGUAGAUGCUCGUGUCCACCAGUUGAUCACCCUCUCCCUACAUCUGGUCACACUCUAGCACGUCCAAGAUACAAAUGGGUUAAUGACAUCCCUUUAAGUUCGAAAGAACGAUGUAAAUUCUACAAUCUGAGGGCUACAAUCUGGUAACACAGAUGACGCUGCGCAAAACUAUUUCUCCCUCCAGACUCUGGCCUCACCAGAAAGGGUGUGUGUCAAAUCUUAUUCCAAUGGUGUGUUUACUUUGUUCAAAAGCUUGCCUAACCAUCUGGCAUUGGGUAACCCAUUAUCUCACUCUAAGGAAGAAAAAUGCCACCCAUCCCCUCCCAUCAGUGGUCUUAAGGAUGUGAAAUGUAAUUUAAAUAUUACUCCUACCCCAAAAAGUAGAGGUACCCCAUAGGAGCACAGACCUGUUUGAUGUGAGAAAACAGACACGACCAGGUUUGGAAGAACAGGAAUGUUCUGCCUCUUGAUCUACCUGAGAGGAAGGUCUUCACCGCUGGCUGGAAAUUAUAGGAGAAGGUGCGAGAAUGCGGUUGGGAAGGGAUUGGAAUUCUCUCACCCCUGCUCGUCCCUAAUCUGUUUAUGAAUUUUGGAGGACCUUUAGAUGGUGUGGAAUACAAUGUAGAUGUAUGUGAAGAAAUAGUCUGAAAAUCAUGCUGUGCAACUGUUUGGAAUGCUCUUAAAUAGCACACAAAAGUGAAACCUACCCCUUACUGUGUUUAGAACUCGCAGAUUGUGUCUGCAUGGUGGGAGAAAAUGUAUAUUUUAAACUAGAGCUGCCUGAUUAAAAAGUAUGACAAUUAAAAAAAACUAGGGGGGAAACAUGGAAGGAUCUUAUAGCAGUCUAAAAUAAAAAGGUGUCCAAGUCGUUAUAUGGAUCUACUUUGGAAUAAUAUGCUUUCACUAUUUAAAAUAGGACAUAUUUGCUAGAGUACAGUUGCUAGUUAUUUUUUCAGAAAAAAAAAUACACAGUUAGGAUUGGGAUAAAAUCUACUGUGAAAUGGUGUUGUAUUUCUGUGUGCAAUCCUGUUAGGCUUUUGGUGAAGUACAGUCAACGCUGAGACUUAGCCAAUAGACUGAAGCUUUCUAUACUUAACAAGUAUUAUUGGGUACAACCCAGCAUUGGGUACAACCCUUCCCAAGAUUAUUGGGUACAACCCAGCAUUUGAGAAUCAAGCUGCAGACACUUUGUGUGCCAAAACUGUCCCUGGUUCCAGGACACAACGCCAUCAGCAAGUGAAUCCAGACCUCAGGAGCUGUAUCCCUAUGGAAGUUCCAAUCCUGUAGCUGGCUACAGAGAAGGGAUCCAAGGCUGUUUUUAGCAGAAGAUUCCAGGCUGCUCCAAUGCACAUAGAUACUGCUGCUAGGAACACACAAGGGGCUGGAGCCAGGCUAUUGCUCAGGAAAGGGGUGUCUUCUGUUGCUGGAUGUUAGGGGGCUCCCCAGUAGGGGGUCCAGGGUUUUGUGACUGCUUUGUCCACUCUGUCUGCCUCCAUGGUACUAGCUGAAACCAUGGGUCUGGCAAAAGCAUCAGGUGCAGAGAAAAAGGGGGUUAACUACACCACGUUCCUGUUCCUCCCAAGUCUCUCCUUUGCAGCCUGGGGAGGACCCGGAACCCCUUCAUGUGCACAUGCCAAACACCCUUCCCUGACUUCUCACACCCCUUUUGCGAGAUAGUCUGACUGAUCUGGCCCAGCCACAACUUAAAGGAGCUAUGUUUCUGGAGCAUUUGAAGCCUCCUGAUGAGCUUCAAAGUGCCUUACUACACUGGGUUAAUAACAAGGUCUACUGCUGGACUAGUAGCGGAAGCUGAGGCUAGGACUACCUUUUACCAGGUUUGAUUGGUUAGCCAGUUGCAGCCUUUCCUAGACAGAAAAUAUCUGGCCGCUAUGGUACACACUCCAGUAACAUCUAAAGUAAAUUACUGCAAUGUACCCUCACAUGGGGCGGCCCUUGAAAAGUGCUCAGGAACAUUAACUGUUACCCAAUUCCGCAGCUAGGAUGUUGACCCAAACAGGGACCGUACCACUCUGGUUUUGGCUCAUCUACACUGGCUCCCAAUUUGUUUCCAAGCCUAAUUCAAGGUGAUGGCGCUGACUUCAGAAUUCCUAUGUGGCUUUAGACCAGCCUACCUUAAGGACCACCUACUCCCAUCCAAACCUGCCUGACCAGGAAGGUAAUUUCGGAGGCUCAAAGUACCAAAUCUAUGGAACUCUCCCCACAAGAAGACUGUCCCUUCCUGUUGCCAUUCUCUUCCAGCUGAUGAGACCUUUGUUUAAAUUUGUUAUUCCCCCUGCAAUCCCCAAUUACUGCCCAAUGUUUUGUUGUUUCUAUGCUUUUGCACAUAUUUUAGCUCUGGUUUUGUUAGCUGUCAUGGUGGCCCUUAUGAGGGCAGAAAAGUGAGAUAUAAAUUUCACAAGAUUAAUAAAACAAAUAUGGCAUAGCCCUGCUUGUGGAAUUUCAGAAUACCUUACUCUGCUGACGGAGAACAGGCCAACUUAUUGGCUGCUCUACUAGUUGUACAUCCUCUGCUUCCGUCCUGAACAUAAGUAAUUUCCAGAAGCUUUGCAAAGCUUCCUCGUUUGAUGGUCUUGGUUCAGUUUCUAAGGAUAAAAGCCUGUUCUGUACUGGAAAUUCAAUUUCAUUACUAUGAUGUAACAUCCUUGUAUUCUGUUAUUUAGAAGAACAGUCCUAAUGAAACUGGAAAGCAAUUAACUUGUUUGCUCUUUUUAAUACAGUGAUUUUUCAAAAUUA